Brassica rapa (field mustard) is the source of this 2072-nucleotide messenger RNA. Its product is annotated as transcription factor MYC3. Gene Ontology annotation, biological process: regulation of DNA-templated transcription. Gene Ontology annotation, cellular component: nucleus. NCBI's taxonomy places the organism in Eukaryota, Viridiplantae, Streptophyta, Magnoliopsida, Brassicales, Brassicaceae. Gene Ontology annotation, molecular function: transcription cis-regulatory region binding; DNA-binding transcription factor activity; protein dimerization activity. The record is from RefSeq and is a predicted model, not a curated record.
UAUAUAUUUUAGGGUAAUAAUGAAAAAAGUCAUAGUUUGUUUCCUUUGUUCUAUUCUAUCUUUUAAGCUCUCUGUUCUCCUCUUCACCUUCUUUUCCAGAUCUUCAUCUUUCCCGUGAACACCAGAAAACACGUAACCUCCAAAGAUGGAUGAUCAUCGGAGUCGUGUCUCUCUCUCUCCACCGGAUGCUCACAUGAGCAACUACUUCCUCAACCAGUCAACAGCCACCGACGACGAUAACGCCUCCGCCGCGAUGGAAGCUUUCAUCGGAACAAAUCACUGGUCACAACAACCAUCCCUUCCUCCUCCUCCUCCUCCGUCACUGUCUCAGUUCAACGAAGAUACUCUCCAGCAACGUCUCCAAACGCUGAUCGAAUCCGCGGGUGAGAGAUGGACUUACGCGAUCUUCUGGCAGAUCUCGCACGAUUUCGACUCUCCCGCCGGAGAGAACACGGUGAUUCUCGGGUGGGGAGACGGGUACUACAGAGGAGAGGAAGACAAAGAGAAGAAGAAGAAACAGAGCUCGAGCUCGAAUCCGGCGGAGCAGGAGCAUCGGAAGAGAGUAAUCCGGGAGCUUAACUCGUUAAUUGCCGGCGGCGGAGCCGGAGUUUCCGACGAAGCCAACGACGAGGAGGUUACGGAUACAGAGUGGUUCUUCUUGGUUUCGAUGACGCAGAGCUUCGUCAACGGCGUUGGGCUCCCCGGAGAGUCUUUUUUAAACUCCCGCGUGAUUUGGUUAUCCGGGUCGGGUGCGUUAACCGGGUCGGGCUGCGAGCGGGCCAGGCAAGGCGAGGUUUACGGGUUGCAGACGAUAGUGUGUAUCGCUGCGGAAAACGGCGUCGUUGAGCUUGGUUCGUCGGAGGUGAUAAGUCAAAGCUCAGAUCUGAUGGAUAAAGUCAACGGUCUCUUUAACGGUAACGGUGGAGGAGAAGCUUCUUCUUGGGGGUUUAAUCUCAAUCCCGAUCAAGGAGAGAACGAUCCUGCUUUGUGGUUAUCUGAACCGAACUUAACCGGAAUCGAACCGGUUCAGGAAACGCCCGCGAUUGAGAACGCCGCUGAUUUGAACUUCUCGAGCUCAGGGCUGAACCAAAACGGUAACUUUAAACAAGGGUCGUCAAGCAACAAGAAGAGAUCUCCGGUUGGGAAAGACGAAGAAAUGCUUUCUUUCAGCACGGUGGUUCGAUCCGCGGCGAAGUCAGUGGACUCUGAUCAUUCCGAUAUCGAAGCAUCGGUGGUUAAGGAGGCGAUUAUCGUCGAACCGGAGAAGAAACCGAGGAAACGGGGGAGAAAACCGGCUAACGGGAGAGAAGAGCCGUUGAACCAUGUGGAAGCAGAGAGGCAGCGAAGGGAGAAGCUAAACCAGAGAUUCUACUCGUUGAGAGCUGUGGUUCCCAACGUUUCGAAAAUGGACAAGGCUUCUCUUCUUGGAGACGCCAUUUCGUAUAUCAACGAGCUGAAAACGAAGCUGCAGCAAGCGGAGACCGAUAAGGAAGAGGUUCAGAAGCAGCUAGAUCGGAUGAGCAAGGAAGGUGGCGGGUCUAGGAGGGCGAAAGAGCGAAAAUCGAACCUAGAUUCCGCGAGUUCUGUGGAAAUGGAGAUUGAUGUGAAGAUCAUAGGUUGGGAUGUGAUGAUACGUGUACAAUGCGGCAAGAAGAAUCAUCCUGGUGCGAGGUUCAUGGAAGCGCUUAAGGAGUUGGAUUUGGAAGUGAAUCAUGCUAGUUUAUCUAUGGUGAAUGAUUUGAUGAUUCAACAAGCUACUGUGAAGAUGGGAAGCCAGUUUUUCAAUCAUGAUCAGCUCAAGGCUGCUUUAAUGUUGAAAGUUGGAGAAGACAGUUAAAAAAAGUUGAUUAGAUGCAGCUCUUAUUUUCUUUGAUGCACCUCCAGCUUCAUGUUGUUAACAUUGUUGUUCAUUAGGAGAAAUAGACCUGUUUAGCUCUUAGUUUAGGGCGAGAUCGAAGUUGGAGGAGCAGAGAGAGGUAGUAAUGUAAGAAAUCUUGUGUUGUACUUGUUUGUAUAUAUGUAUGGAAUAAUAAGUGAGAUCAUUUCUAUUGAAUUGGAUUCGGUUCUGUGAA